This is a messenger RNA of Apiotrichum porosum, 912 nucleotides long. RefSeq lists its product as uncharacterized. Gene Ontology annotation, biological process: deadenylation-dependent decapping of nuclear-transcribed mRNA. The coding region runs from base 1 to 912 and encodes 303 amino acids. Gene Ontology annotation, cellular component: nucleus; P-body. The transcript has 6 exons. Gene Ontology annotation, molecular function: RNA 7-methylguanosine cap binding; hydrolase activity. The record is from RefSeq and is a predicted model, not a curated record. Lineage: Eukaryota; Fungi; Basidiomycota; Tremellomycetes; Trichosporonales; Trichosporonaceae.
AUGUCCGACGACCUCAAGCCCUGCGACCUCGCCACGCUCAAGACGUUUGAGUUUGAGCGUGUCCUGUCAGAGAGCACUGCGUCUGGCUCGGCAUUCCUCCUCGGCACGCUCCACGGCGAGCCUGCCAUCAUUCACGUUCAGCGCACGGCACUGGACCCCGCGGCGGCGCCGGAGAUAGUCCAGCGCGGCCUCGAGACGCUCAACGUGUUUCUCGACAACCGACCCUACUUUUCCGCGCACGCGCUCAUCGCCCGCGGCGAGGACACGCUCCCGGACCUCGCGCUCAAGCUCAUCUGGCCAUGCACCGACGUCCACAUUGCAAAGUACACUGCCCAGCCGCGCAAGCUCGUGAGCGAGACGCCCGAAGUCUACGCCAAGGUGGUCCAGCCGUUCAUCGCCUCGUUCCCCGCCGAGCGCACUGCGUGGGUCGACGCCAUCCUCAAUGGCGAAAAGGAGGCCGAGCGCAUCCUCCACCGUUCGUCUGGCGACCAAGGGUUCGUCCUCCUCCCAGACCUCAAGUGGGACGGCACGACGCUCGCCGCGCUGUACCUCACGGCGAUUGCGCACGACGGCCGCAUCAAGAGCAUGCGCAACCUCACGCGCGCCCACCUCCCGCUUCUCCGCAAGAUUCGCGCACAGGCGUACGAGACCGCGGGCGAAAAGUAUGGUGUCGAGAGCGGCGACCUGCGUCUGUUUAUCCACUACCAGCCGAGUUAUUACCACUUCCACGUCCAUGUCGUCCACGUCAAACACGAGGUCAUGGCGGGUAUGGCCGUGGGGCAGGCACACAUGCUCGAAGACGUCAUCAACUGGCUCGAGCUUUCGCCCGAGGACGGCCCGGCCCUUCCUGCGCGCAUGACGUUUACGACAAGUAAGCCCGACAACGGCGGGGGCAAGUUGAGUCCUCCGUAG